GAAAAAGAGUAUAUUUAAAUCAUCAACUUCCGGUAUGCAAUUUACACUUUUUCCUAGCACUUUUCGAACGACGCGCAUGAUUAUUACCGUUUGGCUGCAACAAUUUUUGGAUCAGUGAUUUUCAUAAAACAUCGGUUCAUUAAAGAAUGGCAGAUCGUCAGCCGGUAAGACGGGCCCGAGCUCGAGGCUACACAGCCGUCAAUCCGACGCACAGUGCGCCUGAAGGUCGGGGGCAGGCCCCCGUCCGUGGUAGCGGAAUUGCCGUGUCUGGGCCUCGACCGUCCUUACAACACCCGGGAGGUGGUGGCCGUGCCACGUCCUACGGUGAUGCUCCAGCAGGUCGUGGGACUUCCUCGAGCACCUCCGCUGACAAUGGAAACGGCAAUUCAAACAGCAGCGGCAACGGUGCUACAGCGACAGCAACAAGCCGUGGAGCAAGUCGGGGUCGGCGUACUAUCGUUGACACACUACGAACUCGUGCUCCGAAUGCUCCCUCGAAGCAAGGUGCCAUUGGCCAACCGUUGCAGCUACAGGCCAACUAUUUCAAAGUUUUAAAGCGCAUUGAGUGGACGUUGUAUCAGUAUCGGGUAGAUUUCGCUCCGGCUUGUGACAGUAUUCGUUUGAUGCAAGGAUUGAUCAGUCAGCAUAAGAAAACGUUCGGUGGUUACUUGUUCGAUGGAACGCAGCUGUUUAUGGUGAACAAACUUCGAAGCGAACAGCUGUCGUUGGAAUGUCGCCACGAACGGACGGGAGAGGUGUAUCAAAUCAAGAUCGUCCACACCGGCACCGUCGACAUGACGAACGAAACCGGUAUCCAGGUUCUCAACUUGAUCCUUCGCCGCGCCAUGGGGGGAUUGAAUCUUCAGUUGGUUGGACGAAAUUUGUUCGACGCUGCAGCCAAAAUUGCCAUUCGGGAAUACCAAAUUGAACUGUGGCCAGGAUACGUAACCAGUAUCCGACAGCACGAACAGGAUAUCUUGGUUUGCUGUGAAAUUGCUCACAAGACCAUGCGGAUGCAGACUUGCUACGACAUUCUGCGCGAUUGCCAGAACAAAGAUCGGAAUUACAAGGAUGCAUUCACACGAUGCGUUCUCGGGGUCGUUGUACUGACCGGAUACAACAACAAGACCUACACAAUUCAUGAUAUUUCAUUCGACACGACUCCGUCCAGCACUUUCGAGACAAAAAAUGGAAUGAUUUCGUUUGUAGACUAUUACAAACAGAAGUACAAUAUCAAGAUACGGGAUCCCCAUCAGCCGAUGUUGCUUUCCCGAGCCAAGAAGCGCGAUAUACGAGCAGGUGGCAACGAGCUGAUGGCAUUGGUUCCGGAGCUUUGUCAAAUGACGGGAUUGACCGAACAAAUGAGAAGUGACUUCCGAAUGAUGCGCGCCAUGGCGGACCACACGCGCCUCAAUCCGGAUCGACGAAUCGAACGGCUGGAAACGUUCAAUCGUCGACUGCAGACCACACCGGAUAGCAUGGAGGUGUUUAAGGUUUGGCAAAUGGAACUUGACAAGCGUCUGGUUGAGCUGCCCGGUCGGCUAUUACCGGAAGAGAUAAUCCUGUGUUCCGCUACCGCCAAGGGAACGCCAACGGGUGAAAACGCUGACUGGACUAUGAUAUUCCGUAACAAUCCGAUGUUGUCCACAGUCCGUCUGCAACGCUGGUUUGUGGUAGUACCGCAAAGGGCUUCACGUGAGGCGAACGAUUUUCUGGGCUGCAUGAAUCAGGUUGCCCGCGGUAUGCGUUUCGAGAUGAACCAAUGCGAAAUUGUCACCAUUCCAGAUGACAGUCCUCCCACAUAUAUCCGCACCCUGGAGAACUUGGUCAAUAAAGAUCCCCAGUUGAUUAUGUGCGUUGUGUCGAAUCAGAAAGCCGAUCGGUACACGGCCAUCAAGAAGAAAUGUUGCGUCGAUCGCGCUGUUCCAACGCAGGUCAUCUGCCAGAAAACGAUCACCCCGAAAGGAGGCAAUGUGCGCACGCUGAUGUCCGUGGCCACCAAAGUCGUCAUUCAGAUGAACUGCAAGCUGGGCGGUGUUCCGUGGAAGGUUCGCAUUCCACUCAAUGGAUUGUUGAUCAUCGGCUUCGAUGUUUGCCACGACACGAAUGACAAGUCCAAGUCCUACGGGGCCAUGGUAGCCAUGAUGGAACACGAUAACAAAAGCACCCCCAAGUUUUUCUCCGCCGUUAGUCAGCAUGGUCACGGCGAGGAAAUCAGCAACUAUCUGCCACUGAACACAGUGAAAGCGCUCAACGAGUACCGGAAGGAGUACAACGAACUCCCGACGCGUAUUAUUUUCUAUCGGGACGGCGUCGGCGAGGGUCAACUGCAUUAUGUGUACGAGCACGAAGUGAAAUCGAUCAAGGAAAAACUAAACCAAAUUUACCAAUCCGCCGGCGCGACGCAGGACGCGAUGCUGACAUAUUUUGUUGUCAACAAGCGCAUCAACACACGGAUUUUCGAUCAUAAGCAGAACCCCAGGCCAGGCACGAUAGUGGACGACGUAAUCACCCUUCCGGAAUGCACUGACUUCUACUUGGUGUCACAAUCGGUCCGCCAAGGGACGGUAUCGCCGACGGCAUACAACGUCCUCUACGACACGUCCGGCUUGAAGAUCGAUCAUCUGCAGUUGCUGUCGUACAAGCAGUGCCACGUGUACUACAACUGGUCCGGUACGACGCGGGUGCCAGCUGUCUGCCAGUACGCCCACAAAUUGGCCUUCCUGAUCGGUCAGUUUAUCCACCAGGCACCGAGCAAUAUGCUCGAGAAGAAGCUGUAUUUUUUAUGAGACGCAUAUGGAGCAAUGUUGCAUAUUUUUAUACUUUUUUUACAUUUUUAUGUAUACAAUUUGUUGAAAUUUUGCACUAUGGGAUUUGCAUGUAAUUUGACAGCGAAUAUUUUACCAGGAAUUAUUUAAGGCCUAAAGUUUAGUAUUAAAACUAAGGAAAUGUGAAAUAUUCCAUAUAUUUAUUGAAUUCAAAAAGUAGCAUUCAAAUAUUUGUUAUUUAAUUUGACACUGAACUUUAGAAAAUAAGAACUAUUUAUUUGGUUGACAUUUCAAAAUUCGGAUAAUAAACAUCUAAUAUGAUCAUC
Messenger RNA from Armigeres subalbatus, 3094 nucleotides. Its product is annotated as protein aubergine-like. Gene Ontology annotation, molecular function: piRNA binding; protein binding; RNA endonuclease activity. Bases 147 to 2789 code for a protein of 880 amino acids. Gene Ontology annotation, biological process: regulatory ncRNA-mediated gene silencing. The transcript has 6 exons. The record is from RefSeq and is a predicted model, not a curated record. NCBI's taxonomy places the organism in Eukaryota, Metazoa, Arthropoda, Insecta, Diptera, Culicidae. Gene Ontology annotation, cellular component: P granule.